AUGAGAGCAGUCGAUCUCGAUGAGCCCAUCCAACAUGGUGGAGACAUCAGUGUCAGGACGAACGGGUCCAGCCACCCAGCCAGCAAUGGAGCCGCCCAUCACCAGCAGGAACCCUAUCCGUAUCCUCCUCCGAUGCCAAUUGCAAUCUGCGGCAUGUCAUGCCGACUCCCCGGGGGUAUAGAGUCCCCCCAGCAGCUCUGGGACUUCCUGCUAAGCAAAGGCGAUGCCCGCUCCCGAGUCCCCCCCUCGCGUUAUAACAUCGACGCCUUCUACUCCGCAGCAGACCGGCCAGGCACGAUCAAGACCCAAUACGGGUACUUCCUAGAUCGCGAUCUAGCCUCGUUUGACGGCUCGCUAUUCAGCAUAUCUCCGAUGGAGCUUGCACGGUGCGAUCCCCAGCAGCGUCUGUUGCUCGAGGUCGCACGGGAAUGCAUCGAGGACGCGGGCGAGACGGACUGGAAGGGGCGGCGCAUCGGCGUGUACGUGGGGAGCUUCGGUGAGGACUGGAACGAGAUUCUCGAUCAUGAUGAGCAGCAGUAUGGGGUGUACCGGCUUGCGGGCUCCGGGGACUUUGCUCUCUCAAACCGCGUCUCGUACGAGAUGGAUCUGCGAGGGCCCAGUAUGACUAUCCGAACUGCAUGCUCAUCGUCCCUGGUCAGUCUCCACGAAGCGUGUCUCGCCCUCGCGCGCGGUGACUGCGAGUCAGCGAUUGUUGCGGGUUCGAGCUUGAUAAUGACGCCAGCAAUGACGAUCAAGCUCUCUGAACAAGGUGUUUUGUCUCCGGACGGAUCCUGCAAGACAUUCUCAUCGGAUGCCAAUGGGUAUGGGCGCGGGGAAGCCGUCAAUGGCCUUUUCAUCAAGCCUCUGGCAGAUGCCCUCAGAGACGGCAACCCCGUCCGAGCUGUGAUCCGAGCAGCGGCCACAAACCACGACGGCAAGACGCCUGGAAUGGCUUAUCCGAGCUUGGAAGCACAGGAGGCACUCAUUAGACAUGCUUACAGGCUUGCCGGGAUUUCAGACCCGUCGGACACGGCGUUUGUUGAAUGCCAUGGCACCGGGACACUGGUCGGUGACCCUGUCGAAACCAAUGCCGUAGCCAGGGUGUUUGGCAAUCCAAGAGGGACGUAUAUUGGCUCUGUGAAGCCUAAUCUCGGCCAUUCAGAGGGCGCAUCCGGCCUCACCUCCGUCAUCAAAGCCGUCCUGGCACUGGAGCAUCGCACAAUCCCCCCGAAUAUCAAAUUGGGAGUGCCGAAUCCGAAGAUCCCAUUCGAGUCCGCGAGGCUGGCGGUUCCUGUAGACCCAACACCGUGGCCGUCGGACGUAUCGGUGGAACGAGUGUCUGUUAACUCGUUCGGAAUCGGUGGGAAUAACGCCCAUGUUAUAUUGGACUCAGCAGCCAGCCACGGUGCAGCUCCCUCUCUGGAAGAAUCCGGCGACACACCACAGUUACUUGUCUACUCAGCUGGUUCCUCUGAUUCCCUUGGUCAGACUAUAGAUGAGCACGCUGCAUAUCUGAGCCAGUACCCCGAGCGUAUUGAAGACCUAGCUUUCACUCUGGCUAAUCGACGCCAACACCUCUCCCACCGGGGCUUCGUCGUCUCCAGCAGGGAGAAACCCGGCACGCCAUCACGAUCCACGCAGAGACAGGGUACCGUCCCCUCCAGCGUAGUCAUGGUUUUCACCGGCCAAGGUGCCCAGUGGCCGCAAAUGGGCCGGGCUCUCUUUAGGUCCAACAGGACUUUCAGAGCGUCUAUCGAGAACCUGGACAAGCAUCUGAAAAGCCUUGGAGAGAAUGGCCCUGGCUGGACCAUCGAGGCAGAGCUGCGCAAGCCUGCCAGACGUAGCAGACUCGACGCUGCAGAGCUGUCACAGCCGCUCUGUACGGCCCUCCAGAUUGCCCUCGUCGACAGCCUAGCUUGCAUCGGUGUUACUCCCGACGCAGUUGUCGGCCACUCUAGUGGCGAGAUCGCCGCGGCGUACGCAGCCGGGGCUCUGACAGGCCCAGAGGCAAUAACGGCUGCAUACCAUCGCGGAAUUGUAGCCAAUAAGCAAUCAAGGGCUGGGGCCAUGGCUGCUAUUGGCUUGGGUGCGGCGGAUGUGCAGGCAUUCCUGCUCCCUGGCGCCGGUGUUGCCUGUGAGAAUUCACCUCGAAGCGUCACUAUAUCUGGCGACAGAGAUCAGGUCGAGGCUGUUGUUUCUGCCGUUCAAGCAUCACGCCCGGGUGUUCUUGCUCGUCUCCUCAAGGUCGACAAGGCAUACCACUCGUACCAUAUGGCCGAGGUGGGCACCGAAUACUACCGCCUCGUCGGCCCAAACGUGCGUGGGCGCUCUCCAAGCAAGCCCUUCUUCUCCAGCGUUACAGGCGAUCUUCUGGAAGCAUCGGACGUGCUCGAUGCGAGGUACUGGCAACGCAACCUCGAGUCUCCGGUUCUCUUUGCCAGAGCUGUCUCCCGCAUCACGGAUCAUCCUGUGGGCAAGAGUCCAGUGUUUCUCGAGGUUGGCCCGCAUUCUGCUCUGGCUGGCCCCGUUCGCCAGAUCCUCGCAGACCGGUCAGUGUCGGCGCCAUAUGUCUCGACGUUGCUGCGCGGUGGUAACUGCACAGAAUCCUUCCUCUCGGCCAUUGGAACACUGUUUACCCUGCACAUUCCCAUCGACUUCGGGGCUAUGCAUCCGAGUGGAAGCUGCCUGUCUGGAUUACCCCGGUACUCCUGGAAUCGUCAGAACAGGUAUUGGGCUGAGAACCGUGUCGCCCACGACUGGCGCCACCGGCAGUUCCCCAGCCAUGACCUGUUGGGCCUGCGUGUCAUCGAGAGCCCUGACUUCACACCCGUAUGGCGUAAUGUAUUUCACCUUGACAAUGCUCCUUGGGUGCGUGACCAUAAGGUCGGCGAUGAUGUUGUCUUCCCUUUCGCUGCAUAUGUGGCCAUGGCUGGCGAGGCAGUGCGGCAAAUCAGCGGCGUCCCGGACGGCUUUACUGUACGCAGCGUGCAGGCCAGCAUGGCACUCGUUGUUUCUGAGGGCACGCCCGUGGAGAUCGUGACUGCAAUGUGGCGUGGUGAUUCUGAUGGCUCCUGGUGGCGAUUCACCAUCGGCUCGCACAACGGGGAUACGUGGAUAGAGCACUGCACAGGCCAGGUGGCAGCUCUCCAAUCGUCCCUGGGCCACAGCGCAGACUCUAUGCAGACUCUUCCCCGUGGGGUGCCUACGCAUAGUUGGUACAAUGUUCUCCGACGCGGAGGCCUCGACUUUGGUCCGCGAUUCCAGUGCCUCGACGACAUCCGGGCAUCAACCACUGGGUCUCCAGGUUGGUCUGCCGCAACAAUCCACCAGACAGCGGACGACACAGCAGAGCCCUAUCAUCAGCAUCCUGUCGCCAUCGACGCUGCUUUACAACUGGCUGUCUGUGCUGCGGCGUACGGAAUCGGCCUUAAGCACCGGAACAACGUGGCAACUCGCGUUGGCGAGCUGGCGAUUCUUCGCGGUGCUCAGAGCUCCCUUGUUGGCGUUGUGUCCGGAUCCUUCACCAAGGAUGGCUCUGUUCGUGGCAGUGGUCACUGCAUGGCAGGUAACCAGAUCGUAAUGCGUAUGUCCGGCGUAGAGCACACGGUCUUGGAAGCCCCUCGGAGGGAGGACUCGCAUGCUGCAGCUCAGGUAACAUGGGGAUUGCAUAUCGACCAUGCGGAUCCAAGGAGCCUGAUCAGACCUGCGGGCGAGGCCCGAUACCAUCUAAACGCACUGAAUGAGUUGGCCCAGCUUUGUAUUCGGCACUCGUGGACUUCUAUAUCCAACGUCGAAACACCUGCACCGCUUCUCAAGUACAGAUCCUGGAUCGAGGGCCAGGCGAGCACCACAGCUUCAGCAGAACAGUUUCUCGCUGGCACUGAACAAAGUCUCUACCAAAGAAUACAGCAUUGUGUGCAUUAUCUCAUGCAGACCCCAGCGGCCUCUGCGGCUCGUGCUCUCCUCGACGUCAAGGAAGUCCUGGGUGAUAUAUUUGCAGGGCGUGUGGAUGCCCUGGAUGUAAUGAGUGACCGUGAUAUCGACGGAAGACUGUAUGAACUGCUCGACCAUUCAUUCGACACUGCUCCGUUUCUCGCUGCCCUCGCCCACACUCGACCCAAUCUGCGAGUCCUCCAGCUCGGGGCCGGCAAAGGCAGAGCCACACCGAAGAUCCUCAAGGCGAUAGGGUCGUCGCUGUACAAAUACACGUUCUCCGACCUGUCGUCCACCCACUUCAAGGAGGUUAAAGACCAUCUCAAAGGCCUAGCCAACCUCGAGUUCUCUGUUCUGGAUGUCGGGAAGCCUCUGGACGAGCAGGGGUUCGCGGACGUACAGUAUGACCUCGUCAUUGCCACGGACCUGGGCCAUCUUACCAACGAUCUGUCGCGCGGUCUGGAGAAUAUACAUUCGCUGAUUUCCCCGGGUGGAAGACUUAUACUGCAGGAGCUAUCUCCCUCAGCGCAUUGGCUCACUUAUGCUCUAGGCCUGCUGCCCCAAUGGUGGUCGGCGACGCUCUUAGACGAGAGUGAAUGGCAGAAGAAUCUACAGCAGGUCGGCUUUACGAAUGUACAAACGGUCUCCGACGUAGACGACACUGAAUCCCAAUUCGGUGUGGCUCUGAUCGCUCAACCAGGGGAGCAUGUUCCCUCGCGGGGAGCCAAGAAGGUGACUCUGCUUGUUCGCAAUAAAGAGGCAUCAGACAAGUUCAAUAUAAUAUCCAAGAAGCUUGAGGGGCAGCAGGUCGCAUUCUGCACACUAGAUGACAAUCCACCAGCCGAGGGCGAUAUAAUCUCCCUGCUAGACCACGAUGGCAGUUGCUUCCUCGAGGGUCUCUCAUCGGAUAUCUUUGCUCGCCUCCAGGAGUUCCUGGGGUCUCUAAGCAGCGACGUGGGCAUCUUCUGGCUCAUCCCUGAUGUGUUCAAAUAUCCACAAUACGCACAGACGCAGGGCCUUGCACGAGUAAUGCGUUCCGAGCUCGGAAUCGACUUUGCUGUCUGUGAAGCUGAUGGCUUUGAUAACACGGUACUGACUGUGUUUGAGCGGUUCCAAGCCCGCCGUAAAGCCCCUGAAGCAGGGAUUUUGCAGCCAGAUAUGGAAUACGCCAUCCGUGAAGGUCAGGUCUACGUUCCUCGCAUAUAUCCAUUCUCCCUUGUAGAGCACCAAGGCAGAUCACAGCUUGAGGAGAACACCAUUGCCUUGACCACAGCAAGGCCGGGACUACUGUCAGCUCUGCAGUGGGAGCACCGUCCUCUGCCAUCAUUGGGGGCUGGAGAUGUAGAAAUUGAAGUAUACUCAGUGGGACUUGAUUACCGCGAUAUAUCCCUGGCCAUCGGAUCCAUAGAGCUCUCCGCCAGCGACGACUUUGGGCUCGGACGCCAGGCAGCAGGUGUCGUUCGUCGGGUUGGCGAUGGGGUGGAAAACCUCGAGGUCGGGGACCGCGUUAUGGCCCUGGGACAAGGGACUCUCGCAUCUUCUACUGUGCAGCCAGCGUCCCAGUGCAUCAGAGUUCCGGAGCGACUUGGACUCAACGACGGGGCCCUUGUGCCCAUGGCCUUUGUGACGGCAAUGUAUGCCUUGCGCCAUGUCUCUCGUCUCGCGGAAGGCCAGUCCGUCCUAGUUCACAGUGCAUGCAGCCGCCUUGGGCUUGCUGUAGUGAAGGUCGCACAAUUCCUGGGCGCCACCGUCUUUGCAACGGUCGAUGAUGACGAGCAAGCAGAACGACUCGUGCGAGACUUCCAUCUCCCCCCUGGAUGUAUAUUCCAGACAUCUAUUCCCAACCUUCCAGGCGGGAUGCAGGUGGACGUUGUGCUUAACCCACCCCUUGGGCAGCCAGUCUGCGUCGCCGAGUUUGGCAUUGUGAUUGAAACAGAACGAUCAAAGGCCCAGAGAGUGCCUGACAUAAACCAAGCAUUGCCGGAAAACUGCAGCUAUUAUUCUGUGGAUAUCGACCGUAUCCAAGCGUGUAAGCCGCAGCUGAUCAAGGAGCUGCUCAGUGAUGUUUCAGGCUUAUUAUCCCAAGACAUUCGGCGCAGCGAGUCACCAACGGUUUUUGAUGCAUCUCAUGUGCAGGAUGCCUUUGCACACCUACAAAGCGCUCCCGCAAGCGAUGUCGUCCUUGAGCUGCAUGGGUCCAAUGGCCCUGGACUUUCUGCUGAAAACGCCGUCAAACGGCCAGGUGCACCCAAAUUUGAUUCCCGCGCAUCGUAUCUUCUGGUCGGUGGGCUCGGUGGUCUCGGGCGCUCCAUCUCGAUAUGGAUGGUCGAGCACGGUGCGAGGCACUUGGUCUUCCUGUCGCGCAGUGCUGGUCAGAGAUCAGAAGAUCAGUCCUUUCUUAACGAGCUCGCCACAAUGGGCUGCGACGUCCAGCUGGUCCAGGGCGAUGUCUCGGAACCAGAAGUUGUAUCCCGCGCUGUCCAGGCGGCUUCAGCCACUGCACCCCUGAAGGGCAUCCUGCAGAUGUCGAUGGUGCUGCGAGACGAAGCAUUCUCUAAAAUCAGCUGGAAUGACUGGCAGGAGUCGACGAAGCCCAAGACCCUCGGAACUUGGAAUCUGCACAACGCCACGCUGGCGGCGGGCAUCACGCUGGACUUCUUCACGCUGUUUAGUUCCAUCUCUGGUGUGAUCGGGCAGCCUGGCCAGGCCAGCUAUGCGUCUGCAAAUGCGUUUCUUGACGCAUUCUGCGCUUACCGGCAGGAAGCUGGCCUAGCUGCAUCUGUGAUUGCCUUUGGCCCUAUUGAUGGCAUCGGCGUUUUCUCCCAGAACGAGACAUUGCUUCGCCAGUUGAAGGACAGUGGGUUCUACUGUAUCGGGGGCCUGGAAGUCCUGGAGGGUUUGGCAGUUGCCACUGCAUCUGCUUCCUCUCCCUCCCAAUCUACAGCUCCGGCUGCCUUUCUCCUUGGCUUCGACUCUACGAUUCCACUAGACAGCGAGAAGAACCGCCUCAUCUGGCGUAGGGAUCCACGUAUGGCUAUCUACCACAACCGCCGGGGUGCCGGGUCUGGAGGAGGAUCAUCAGGCGGAGUAUCCGGUAGCGACCGUCUCAAGGCCUUUGUAGCCGAUGCGCGCAGGGAGCCAGGUAUGCUGGAAACUCCAGAGACGGUGGAGCUGCUUGCACACGAAAUCGGACUCAAAGCGCUGAGUCUGCUGUCCAAGGCCGACGAGGAGCUGAACACAUCGCUGAGCCUUGCGGACCUUGGGAUGGACUCGCUGGUCGCCAUCGAGAUGCGGAUGUGGUGGAAACAGACUUUCCAGCUGGAUAUCAGCGUGCUGGAGAUGAUGGGCAAGGGCUCGGUCGAGGCUCUUGCUAAGCAUGCUGCUGCUUCGCUGAAGAAAAGCCUGGAGUAG
Molecule: messenger RNA, 7344 nt
Organism: Aspergillus puulaauensis
Lineage: Eukaryota; Fungi; Ascomycota; Eurotiomycetes; Eurotiales; Aspergillaceae
Product: reducing polyketide synthase sphB
Exons: 5
Coding region: 1-7344 (2447 amino acids)
Biological process (GO): fatty acid biosynthetic process; secondary metabolite biosynthetic process
Molecular function (GO): phosphopantetheine binding; fatty acid synthase activity; oxidoreductase activity
Source: RefSeq, a predicted model, not a curated record